Molecule: messenger RNA, 1518 nt
Organism: Phytophthora infestans T30-4
Lineage: Eukaryota; Oomycota; Peronosporomycetes; Peronosporales; Peronosporaceae
Exons: 6
Coding region: 1-1518 (505 amino acids)
Source: RefSeq, a predicted model, not a curated record
AUGCUGAACGUGAAAACGGUCAACAACAAGAUCCCAUUCGACAUGAAAACGCGUUGGUCGAAGGCCAUCAUUGGCGUCCGGGACAUUCUCAAGCAGCAGGCAUGCAGAUAUUCGGCCGUGGUGGAUAAUACGACGGCGAGGAUGAUCGCCUACGCUUUGGAGAUUGCAGCCGUGACUUUCAUGCAACUUGAAUGGACAGUCGAGCUUUUCUACGAGGUGUUGAAGAAAUGUUUUGAACGGGUCGCGAAAAAAAGCUCUGGCUCACUAGCAACAAUGAUAAGGGAAGCUAAGGAUGACGAGUUGCUGGAGCGUCUACUGUGGACGUAUCGAGGCUUGAUGAAAACUAUGAAAACUCUUUCAAAUAACGAAGCACCGCAACGCAUUUCUGUGAUACUCAGCAUGAUGGAAAUCAUGAUGGAGGUAGAUGCUGGACGCAAGUGUGAAAAAGAUGUUCGGAAUGUGGUGCACCAGGCCAGAAGCUGGGUGUCUAAGACCACUCGUCAAGACUACAUGUCCUAUAGACUUCGCUGUUUCGCUGGCAAAGCUGCAGUGUAUGCUGAGAAUAUGAAGAACAGCCAGGCUGAGCUGAGCAGCAUCGCAAAAAUCACGAACGCAUUGAAUAAUAGCAGCAAGCAACAAACGCCCAAGCUACAAAUUGUAGCCAUGUCCUUCUCGUUCAACUUCGCCUUUGACAGUGUGUCGGCUGCGCCAACAGCAACGGCGCCGCCCAGCACAUUGGAUGUGUCCACGCCCAUGCGCAAUGGCGAGAAGUUCGUGUGGUCUCCGUCUUCUUCCGCCUUUUCCACCGUGCAAGUGGGCGACAUGACGUUUGAGAUCGUCAAUACUACGGACGCGGACUUCCAGACCCGCACAGGCGCCAUCAGCUCCAUCUUGACGACGUCCGAUGUCGAAACAGGUGUGUAUGAGGGCGGAUUUAAGCUCUGGGAGUGCGCUGUAGACCUCGUCAAGUUCGUAGAGACGCAGCUGCGUCAGGGAAAGCUUACGAUGCCUCCAUCUGUGUUGGAACUGGGCUGUGGCCACGGAUUACCUGGUAUUCACGCGCUACAACGAGGUGCAGAUCGCGUUGUGUUCAGUGACUAUAACAAGGAGGUGCUGGAGCUCACGACAUGCCCCAAUGUACACCAGAACGCUCAGGAGCUGUACAAUAAAGCCGAGUUUUAUGCUGGAGCAUGGACUGGUAUGUCCCAAUACAUGAAAGACGUGGAGCAUCAGACGGAAGAUCAAAUGCAGUUCGACCUCAUUUUAACAGCCGAGACCAUCUACACGGAGAAAGUGGCAGUGGAACUGUUCCAGACGAUCAAGAGACAUUUACGUCGCUCUCCGAACGCCCGUGCACUAGUGGCGGCGAAGAAGUACUACUUCGGCACCAAUGGCAGCGUACAACACUUCGUAGGUCUCGUGCAAGCCGACGGGGUCUUCCGAGCCGAAACUCUAUGGGAAGAACGCGACUGCAAGUCGAAUAUUCGCGAGAUCGUGCAGCUCACUUAUCCCUGCUAA